AACAGAAAUGAUGUGGACAUUUACCCCGGUUUGGAUAGAGGAAGACGAGCUGUAUAAAAGGUCGAGAGAAGAUAACGAAGAACAGACUUUAUCUGGAUCAAACUCUGGAAUCAAAGAUGAGACGCGUCUUCGUUUUAUUGGCUGUGUUGUGUGUGUGUGACGGCGUGAGGUUCGGUCAGCUCUGCAGUGGAAACUCUGCAAACAGCCAGAGGACGUCUGACAAAUGGGGGAGGGGAAACUACGGAGCCAGACGUGGGGACCGGCUCCACAAAGGUCUGGACAUCGUGUGCAGCGACGGAUCGAUCGUCUACGCUCCGUUUGACGUGACGUUAAACGGGAGAGUCACCGUGUACAACGACCCCACGAAGGCGGCCAUCAACAGCGGCAUCAACCUGAGCGGACAGGGUCUGUGCUUCAAGCUGUUCUAUGUCCAGCCGGACCGGACCUCGGGCAUGGUGAGGGCAGGGCAGCGGCUCGGUGUCAUGCUGCCGAUGCAGAGCGUUUACCCAGGAAUCACCUCUCACAUCCAUGUCCAGAUGUGUGACCGCAGCGACCCCACAUCACACUUCUGAUGUAACCAUUUGUCUGUGGUCACAGUAAUCUUCGGUUUUAAACCAAUAAACCUACUGAGUGCUGUGGGGUUUAUGUAGUCAUUGGCUUAGUUGAAUACUCAAUUCUGAUUGGUCUAAUUGAACAUUUCAGAGGUAGUUUUUCUAGAAAGAGAAACAAUACCAUCACUUUUAAGUCAAUAAAAUAUUUUCCAAUUA
Messenger RNA from Eleginops maclovinus (Patagonian blennie), 767 nucleotides. RefSeq names its product leukocyte cell derived chemotaxin 2, tandem duplicate 1 (gene lect2.1). Lineage: Eukaryota; Metazoa; Chordata; Actinopteri; Perciformes; Eleginopidae. The record is from RefSeq and is a predicted model, not a curated record. The coding region runs from base 117 to 572 and encodes 151 amino acids. The transcript has 4 exons.